UCCCCCUCCCCUCCCUGAAAAUCCGAAACGAAAGUGAAGUGUCACUGAUGUUUCCCAACGACACUUGUCCGUCAGUUGGAGCGGUUGAGAUUCUGCUCCUGGUUCGAGCUCAUUUGUCGGUUUUGUAAGGAACCGAAAGACCAGAACUUCACUUUUGUUUUCACGGUUUAAAGAGAAACCAGAGGAAGCAACAUGGCAGGAAACACUGAAAUCGACGAGGGAUUUUACUCCCGUCAGCUGUACGUUCUGGGUCACGAGGCGAUGCGGCGGAUGGGGACAGCCAGCGUGCUGAUAGCCGGGAUGAAGGGUCUGGGAGUGGAGAUCGCCAAAAAUGUCAUCCUGUCCGGAGUGAAGUCUGUCACCGUGCAGGAUGGAGACCCGGCUGUGUGGUCCGACCUGUCCUCACAGUUUUACUUGGGGGAGUCCCACCUGGGUCAGAACCGGGCCACAUGUUCCCUCCAGCAGCUGUCCUCCUUGAACCCACAUGUUCGAGUGUCAGCACACACCAGACCUCUGGAUGAAGACCUGCUUCUGCAGUUUCAGAUUGUAGUUCUGACAGAUUCCCCACUGGAUGAUCAGAAGCGUUUUGGUCAGCUCUGCCAUUCUCAAGGGAUCAAGCUGAUAGUGGUCGAUACCAAAGGACUCUGCGGCCAGCUGUUCUGUGACUUCGGGGAGAAGUUUGAAGUCUUGGAGCGCGAUGGAGAGAUGCCUGCAUCCCUGAUGAUAGAGCGGAUCACUAAGGAAAACCCCGGACGUGUCAUCUGGACCGAUGACCAGAAACACGGACUCUCCAACGGCUGUAAAGUCAUCUUCUCUGACGUUCAGGGCAUGACGGAGCUCAACAGUAUCGGCCCGGUGGAGAUCAAAGUCUGCGACCAGUACUCCUUCAGCAUCUGUGACACCUCAUCCUUCUCUGAGUACCAACGUGGGGGCGUGGUGACGGAGGUUAAACAGCCGUUCCAGCUACACUUUAAACCACUGAGUGAAGCGCUGCACGAUCGUGAGCUCCUGAUACUCAACGACUAUGGGAAAGUAUCACGUCACCACACUCUGCACCUGGCCUUCCAAGCCCUGCACGAGUUUGUGAAGACCAAGCAGCGGCUCCCCCACUCUUGGUGUCAGGCAGAUGCUGACUGUUUGCUUAAAAUGGUGAGGGAGCUGAAUACUGAGGCAAAAGUGGAGCAGCUGGACGAGGCCGCCGUGCAGCUACUGUCCUGCACGGCGCGGGGCGAUUUGGCUCCUAUCAACGCUUUCUUUGGAGGCCUGGCUGCUCAGGAGGUCAUCAAGGCUUGCAGCAGGAAGUUCACUCCUCUUCAGCAGUGGAUGUACUUUGAUGCACUGGAGUGUCUGCCUGAAGACGAGGAUCGACGACUAGCAGAGUGUUCCGUUACAUCCACGGGCACGUGGUACGAUGGACAGACUGCUGUCUUUGGCUCGUCCUUCCAGAAGAAGCUUGGGGAGCAGAAGUAUUUUCUGGUUGGCGCUGGCGCUAUCGGCUGUGAGCUGCUGAAAAACUUUGCUCUCAUGGGGCUGGGUGCAGGAGAGGGGGGACACAUCACUGUGACAGACAUGGACUACAUCGAAAGAUCCAACUUAAACCGCCAGUUCCUGUUCAGGUCUCACGAUAUUGGGAAGCCCAAGUCGGAGGUUGCAGCCAAAGCGGUGUGUCAGAUGAACCCGCAGAUGAAAAUCACCUCUCAUCAAAACCGUCUGGACGCUGACAGCGAGGCCUUGUACGACUACAGCUUCUUCAAGGGCCUGGAUGGAGUGGCUGCAGCUCUCGAUAAUGUGGAAGCCAGGGUCUAUCUGGACGGCCGCUGUGUUCUUCACCAAAAGCCGAUGCUGGAGGGAGGAACUCUAGGAAGCAAGGGCCACACUCUGGUGGUGGUACCCCACCUGACGGAGUCCUAUGGACCGGCCAAAUCCAGUUCUAGCAACGCCAUUCCACUGUGCACCCUCAAGAACUUCCCUCACCGAAUCGAACACACGCUGCAGUGGGCGAGGGACCAGUUUGAAGGACUGUUUAAACAAACACCUGAAAAUGUGAAUCUUUUCCUGAGCGACCCGAUGUUUGUAGAGCGGACACUGAGCCAUGGAGACGUCGAGGCCCUGGAGACACUUGGAGCGGUGUGGACGGGCCUGCAGGACACGGACGCUGGAGGACAGCGUCCAAAGAGCUGGGAGGACUGCGUCCGCUGGGCGCGCUGCAAGUGGGAGACGCUCUACAACAAUGAAAUCCGCCAGCUUCUUCACUGUUUUCCUUCUGAUGAGGUGACCUCUAACGGUCUACCCUUUUGGUCUGGAUCCAAGAGAUGCCCUCACCCGCUGACUUUUGACCCCGACAACAGUACUCACAUAGCAUACGUGAUGGCAGCAGCUAACCUCUACGGCCAAACCUACGGGAUCAAAGGAACAAGAGACGUCGGCUCCAUCAAGCAAAUCGUGGAGAAAGUUCAAACGCCGUCUUUCACUCCCAAAUCGUCUGUGAAAAUUCAUCUUACCGACAAGGAAAUGGAGGAGGACAAACAAAAGGAGAGCGGCGAUGCUGAAAAAGCCCAGCUGGAGGAGCUGAAAGGGAAGUUGCCAUCCCUGAAAAACUCUGCUCAGAUGCACUCCAUUGACUUUGAGAAGGAUGAUGACAGCAACUUCCACAUGGACUUCAUUGUUGCAGCGUCCAACCUGAGAGCAGAGAACUACGACAUCCCUGCAGCUGAUCGCCACCAGAGUAAGCGCAUCGCUGGGAGGAUCAUCCCCGCCAUCGCCACAACCACCGCCGCCGUGGCGGGCCUGAUGUGCCUGGAGCUGUACAAACUGGUCCAGGGCCACAAGAAGAUGGAGUCGUACCGCACAGGUUUCCUGAACCUGGCCGUGCAGAACUUCGUCCUGUCGCAGCCGAGCCGCCCUCAGGACUUCCAAGUCGCAGGAAAGAAAUACACCCUCUGGGAUGACUUCCUGGUUGAAGGCAGACGCAGCGAUCAGCAGGAAAUGACCUUGGAAGAUAUGCUGCGGUAUAUUAAGGAAAAAUACAGCUUAACGGUCAGCGGUCUCUUCUACGGUCCUGCAGUCUUGUACCUCGGACAGGAAGAGAGGCUAAAGAAAAGUGUUUCUGACGUGGUGAAGAUGGUGACGAAGAAGGACAUUCCUCCUCAUCAGAAGAUGCUGGAGCUUAUCCCCUCUUUUGAGGAAGACGAGGACUGUGAGACGGUUCCGCCCAUCCGGUACCUGCUGCCAUGACCCGGUGAAGCCCAGAGAACAAUGUGGAGGAGCUCCAGAACAACCAAGAAAUGACCUGAAAGAUGUCUGCCAUCGACGUUUAUUAUUUAAAUCUUUAUGGUUUGUGUUUAACGUUCAAUUCCCCCGCACCACACAUGCUGUCCUGGAUUUGUUCGGCUUAAAGCACAUUUACUCACAUUAACACGUUAACCUGCUUUACUCUCCAGGCUGACGGCUUGAUUUCUGUUUUCUAAGUCAUCUCUGCCAUAAAUGUUCUUAAAAAUGUUGUUGCAGAUUUAUUGACAGUUGAAAAGUAUUUAAAAAUUGUAUUUUUUCUUUUGUUAUGGAAGAUGAUGUCUUCCUGUGCUUCACUACAAUAAAAUCCGUUCUUCCGUC
Oryzias melastigma (Indian medaka) is the source of this 3609-nucleotide messenger RNA. It is a transcript of the gene uba7, whose product is annotated as ubiquitin-like modifier activating enzyme 7. Gene Ontology annotation, biological process: protein sumoylation. Gene Ontology annotation, molecular function: SUMO activating enzyme activity. Bases 193 to 3234 code for a protein of 1013 amino acids. The record is from RefSeq and is a predicted model, not a curated record. The transcript has 24 exons. Lineage: Eukaryota; Metazoa; Chordata; Actinopteri; Beloniformes; Adrianichthyidae. Gene Ontology annotation, cellular component: SUMO activating enzyme complex; cytoplasm.